Molecule: messenger RNA, 791 nt
Organism: Trichoderma citrinoviride
Lineage: Eukaryota; Fungi; Ascomycota; Sordariomycetes; Hypocreales; Hypocreaceae
Product: 20S proteasome, subunit Y7
Exons: 6
Coding region: 12-791 (259 amino acids)
Biological process (GO): ubiquitin-dependent protein catabolic process
Cellular component (GO): proteasome core complex, alpha-subunit complex; proteasome core complex
Source: RefSeq, a predicted model, not a curated record
CGCAUCCAGCCAUGGCGGACAGAUACUCCUUCUCCCUCACAACCUUCUCGCCCAGCGGCAAGCUGGUGCAAAUCGAGUAUGCUCUGAAUGCCGUCAACCAGGGCAUCACUGCGCUGGGUAUCAAAGCUACGAACGGCAUCGUCCUCGCUACCGAAAAGAAGUCCUCGUCUCCCCUCGCCGACCAGAGCAGCCUGUCCAAGAUCAGCCACAUCACCCCCAACAUCGGCACCGUCUACUCCGGCAUGGGACCCGACUACAGAGUGCUUGUCGACAGAGCGCGCAAGGUCUCCCACACAGGCUACAAGCGCAUCUACAACGAAUACCCUCCCACCAGAAUACUCGUGCAGGACGUGGCCAGAGUCAUGCAGGAGGCCACCCAGUCGGCUGGUGUCCGGCCAUACGGCGUCAGCAUGCUGAUUGCUGGCUGGGACGAGGGCAUCGACCCUGAGGAGGACGAGACUGAGGGAGGACCCAUGCUGUACCAGGUCGACCCGACAGGCAGCUAUUUCCCGUGGAAGGCCACGGCCAUUGGCAAGAGCGCAACCAAGGCAAAGACCUUCCUGGAGAAGAGAUACUCGGAGGAGCUCGAGCUGGAGGAUGCCAUCCACAUUGCUCUGCUGACGCUCAAGGACAACAUUGAGGGCGAGAUGAAUGGUGACUCGAUCGAGAUUGGCAUUGUUGGCCCCCCAGCUGACCACCUACUGGGCGUCGAGGGAGUCGAGGGUGCCACGGGCCCCCGGUUUAGAAAGUUGACUCCUCAGGAGAUUGAGGAUUACCUGUCAAGUCUAUAA